CGUUUCACUUUCUUUGACACUUUGACAGUGACGUGCCUAUGUGGAGUUUGAUAUGUGUACAGCAGAAAAAUGAUCCUCAGCUAACAUAUUAAGCCUCAGUAGUUAGUGUCUUCAAAGUUUAUGACUCCUGUUUCGCUGCGCCUAAAGAAGACCAACUAUCCUACAUACUUUUCAACUUGAUUAUCACUGAAAAUGGCUACAUACGAAGAGUAUAUCCAGCAAAACGAAGACAGAGACGGGAUACGGUUCACAUGGAACGUCUGGCCGUCCAGCAGAAUAGAAGCCACCCGUUUGGUGGUGCCCUUGGCCUGUCUUUACCAACCCCUGAAAGAACGUCCCGAUCUUCCACCAAUUCAGUACGAUCCAGUGCUGUGCACUAGAAACAAUUGUCGUGCAAUACUGAACCCACUCUGCCAAGUAGAUUAUCGUGCCAAGCUUUGGGUGUGCAACUUCUGCUUUCAGCGGAACCCGUUUCCCCCUCAAUAUGCCGCCAUUUCCGAGCAACACCAACCAGCUGAGCUUAUGCCAAUGUUUUCCACCAUAGAGUACACUAUUACAAGAGCACAGUGUUUACCCCCGAUAUAUCUCUAUGUUGUCGACACUUGCAUGGAUGAGGAAGAAUUGGGUUCACUCAAGGACUCCUUGCAAAUGUCUUUGAGCUUGUUGCCCCCGAACGCCUUGAUAGGAUUGAUUACCUUCGGGAAGAUGGUCCAAGUGCACGAACUAGGUACCGAGGGUUGCAGCAAAUCUUACGUUUUCCGAGGUACGAAAGACCUCACAGCUAAGCAAGUUCAAGAGAUGUUGGGAGUGGGCAGAGCCGCAGUAAGUGCUCAACCUGCUCCUCAACAACCAGGACAACCCAUGAGGCCUGGAGCACUCCAGCAAGCUCCUACGCCACCAGGAAGCAGGUUCCUUCAACCCAUCUCGAAAUGCGACAUGAACCUCACUGAUCUUAUUGGAGAGUUGCAAAGAGACCCAUGGCCUGUCCACCAAGGCAAACGCGCCCUCAGAUCGACCGGGACAGCUUUAUCGAUAGCCAUUGGCUUGUUGGAAUGCACAUACGCCAAUACUGGUGCCAGGGUCAUGCUAUUCGUUGGAGGACCUUGCUCUCAAGGCCCUGGUCAAGUCUUGAAUGAUGAUCUGAAGCAACCUAUCAGAUCUCACCACGACAUCCAAAAAGACAAUGCCAAAUACAUGAAGAAAGCAAUCAAGCACUAUGAUAAUUUAGCGAUGAGGGCAGCAACGAAUGGCCAUUGCGUCGACAUAUAUUCAUGCGCUUUGGAUCAGACAGGAUUGAUGGAGAUGAAACAGUGUUGCAAUUCAACAGGGGGACAUAUGGUCAUGGGCGACUCGUUUAAUUCUUCCCUGUUCAAGCAAACGUUCCAGCGUAUAUUUUCGAAAGAUCAGAAAAACGAGCUGAAGAUGGCAUUUAAUGGUACUCUGGAGGUCAAGUGUUCCAGGGAGUUGAAAAUUCAAGGCGGUAUUGGAUCUUGUGUUUCGUUGAAUGUGAAGAAUCCUUUGGUUUCCGACACCGAAAUAGGAAUGGGUAACACGGUUCAGUGGAAAAUGUGUACGGUAACUCCAAGUACUACCAUGGCCUUGUUCUUCGAGGUCGUCAACCAACAUUCCGCUCCCAUACCUCAAGGGGGAAGGGGCUGCAUACAGUUCAUCACGCAAUAUCAGCAUGCUAGUGGUCAGAAGAGGAUCCGAGUAACGACAGUUGCUAGAAACUGGGCCGAUGCUUCUGCUAAUAUACAUCAUGUCAGUGCUGGAUUCGAUCAAGAGGCAGCCGCAGUGAUAAUGGCGAGGAUGGCAGUUUACAGAGCCGAAUCGGACGAUAGCCCUGAUGUCUUAAGAUGGGUCGAUAGAAUGUUGAUACGUCUGUGCCAGAAAUUCGGCGAAUAUAACAAGGACGACCCGAAUUCGUUCCGCUUGGGCGAAAACUUCAGCCUCUACCCGCAGUUCAUGUACCAUUUGAGAAGGUCACAGUUCCUACAGGUGUUCAACAAUUCUCCCGACGAAACGUCCUUCUACAGGCACAUGCUUAUGCGUGAAGACCUCACGCAGUCGCUGAUCAUGAUCCAGCCGAUACUCUACAGCUACAGUUUCAAUGGACCACCGGAACCUGUGCUUUUGGAUACGAGUUCCAUCCAGCCCGACAAAAUUCUGCUCAUGGACACGUUCUUCCAGAUUCUGAUAUUCCAUGGCGAGACAAUAGCCCAAUGGCGUAACCUCAAAUAUCAGGACAUGCCUGAAUACGAGAACUUUAGACAGCUGCUGCAAGCCCCAGUGGACGAUGCCCAGGAAAUUCUUCAAACCAGGUUUCCUAUGCCGCGUUACAUCGAUACGGAACAAGGAGGAUCACAGGCUAGAUUCUUGCUCUCGAAAGUCAACCCGAGUCAGACUCACAACAAUAUGUACGCCUACGGAGGGGCCAUUAUGGGAGGUUCCAGUGGGGACGGAGGUGCUCCAGUUCUCACUGAUGAUGUAUCGUUACAAGUAUUCAUGGAUCACCUGAAAAAACUGGCAGUGUCCUCUACGGCUUAGUUGACCACGACGGUUCGAACACUGCAAAGACAUAACACAAACCUAAUGGAGGGGAUCGAUCAGAAACGUCUCCUGUAUAAACAAACGGUUGGGAUGUUUUAACAGAGAGUCAGUAAAUUAUCAUUUGUGGAACACAAAAUUUUCAAAAAAACAUUUCAACACUUUCCGCUUUUAACUGGCAAACCCUUCAAAAGUUAUUUUGUUCCAUUAAGUUGUCUCCGAUUAAGCAGUAUGUCGAUUCUGUUGAAAUAUCUCUGACUGAAAUGGAGAUGUUUUACUGUAAGGUAUCAAAUCAAAACUAUUUUGUGUUUUUUUUUCAAAUGUAUUUAUUUUUAAUUCACAAAUACAUGAUAUUACUCAA
This is a messenger RNA of Leptinotarsa decemlineata (Colorado potato beetle), 2908 nucleotides long. RefSeq names its product transport protein Sec23 (gene Sec23). The record is from RefSeq and is a predicted model, not a curated record. Gene Ontology annotation, biological process: COPII-coated vesicle cargo loading; COPII-coated vesicle budding; endoplasmic reticulum to Golgi vesicle-mediated transport. Gene Ontology annotation, molecular function: GTPase activator activity; zinc ion binding. Lineage: Eukaryota; Metazoa; Arthropoda; Insecta; Coleoptera; Chrysomelidae. Gene Ontology annotation, cellular component: endoplasmic reticulum exit site; COPII vesicle coat.